AUGAUGAUGUUGCAGAGGAGGAGGAUGGGACAUGGGGGGAGGGGACAUAGGGUGGGCUAUGGGAAAAUAAGAUGGGGCGCUGGGGCAAUGGGUUUAUCGGGCUGGGGAUUGGGGGCUGGGAAAUCUGGAGAAGAAAUCAUUGGCUUGGCGUUAGACUAUAAGGCUAGAAAGUGCGAAGAUUGUGGUGCUUGGAGAAUCUGGCGGUUGUUAACCCAUAUUGAAUCUUCCUCUUACAUAGAUAAAGAUGCUGAUGAGGUUGUCACAGUUAAGUUUUUCCAUGGAAAUAAACUAGUUAAAAAUAGAAAUGAUAGUGAAUGGUCUUAUUUGGGUGGUGAAGUCAGUUUGUUUGAUUAUUGUGAGAUUGACUAUAUGUCAAUGUUAAAGCUAUUUGGAAUGGCUAAAGAUUUGGGAUAUGAUGAUGGCACGGUACCUAAAAGCAAUAACAUGGUGAUAGUUUUGUACUUGAAAGUAGUGAGCCUGAAUUCAAGCCAAGUGGGGAAUGAUAGCAGUGAUCAAGAAUAUUCUUGUUUUGAGGAUAAUGAUAGCAGUGAUUUAGACUUUGAAGACAAGGAAAAUGAUGAGUCAGAAAAUGGAGAAAAGUCACCUACACUUACCUGCCCAAAUAGCUCUUCAAGUGAAGAUGAUGCAGUAGGUGAACUAAGAAGGAAGAAGAAUAGGACGCCAAAAGGUGAAGAUUUCAGACCUGAAAUUGAUAUGGAAAACCCAGGUUUCAAAAUAGGUUUAAAGUUUGCAACUGCUGAGUUGUUUAGAAAAGCUGUGAGGAUAUACUCCAUUAAUUGUGGAAGGGAGCUGAUAUUUAUGAAUAAUGACCGUAACAAAAUAAGAGUAGUCUGUGAAGAGGGCUGUCUUUUUGUUAUCCAUGCUUCAAGUGUUAGUGGUAGCAUUUACCUGCAGUUAAGGCUCAAUCCAAAUUGGACUGCUUCUUCUUUUGCAGAGCAAGUUCACCAAGACUAUGGUUACAGACCAUCUAAAGCAACUGGGUACAGAGCAAAAGCCAUGGCAAUUGACAUUGUAGAGGGGUCUUACAGUAAACAAUAUGAAGUAUUGUGGGAUAUUGUCAUGAGUAAAGAACCAGAAAUGUGGGAAGUACAGUUAUCAUUAUAUCUGAAAUGGAAGGUGAUAGGUCACGCCUGCAAGAAGGGAUUUUUAGAUGGUUGUAAGCAUGUGGUUUGCUUGGAUGGGUGUCAUGUCAAAUGGCCUCACCCUGGGCAAGUACUUUCUGCAAUGGGAGUUGAUGCAAACAACGGAAUGUUUCCACUUGCCUAUGCAUAUGUAGAGAUUGAGAGCGAUUCAACGUGGCUGUGGUUUUUAGAAUUAUUGAGUGGUGAUCUAAAUAUUACGAAUAGCCAUGGUUAUGUAUUUAUGACUGACAAACAAAAAGGGUUAAUACAUGUUGUGGAUGCUUUAUUCCCUCAUGCAAAGCAUAGACAUUGUUUGAAACAUCUAUAUGGAAACUUCUAUUUGGAACACAUAGGUCUUGCUUUGAAACAUCAAAUGAAAGCAAUUGCUAGGGCCACAACAAUGCCAUGGUUUCAUGUAGAGAUGAGAAAGAUGUUGAAGUUGUCUAAACCUGCACAUGAUUGGCUUGCAGAGAAAGAUCCUAGGCAUUGGAGUAGGGCAUAUUUUAAGAGUGAUUCCAAGUGUGACAUGCUUAUGAACAACCUAUGUGAGGCAUUCAACCGUAGCAUAAUGGAUGCCAGAUACAAGCCUGUUUUGACUAUGCUAGAAAGAAUUCGGUUGUAUAUAAUGUUGUUGAUGGCUGGAAGAAGGAUUUUUUGUGAGAAAUGGCAUGGACAAGUUGGGCCAAGAAUUAGAAAGAUAUUAGAGAAAAACAAAGGAAAAGCUCAGUGGUGCAUUCCUAAGGCUACUGGACAGAAUAAGUUUGAAGUAAUGCACCAUAGUGGCCGUAACUUUGCUGUUGAUUUGAAUGCCCACUCUUGUUCAUGCCAUGCUUGGGAUUUGAAUGGAAUACCAUGUUUGCAUGCUUGUACUGCAAUAAGUUGGUUUCAUGGAAAUCCAGAGGACUUUUGUGAUGCAGUGUACAAGAAAGAGGCUUACUUGAGAGCCUAUGAACCAAUGAUUAUGCCCAUGACUAGCCAAGAUCAUGGAGAAGGGCAUAAUCGAAUUAGUUGUAAGGAACCUAGAAAUCCCAAUAUAAAGCCUACUAGGAAGAGGAAAAUUGCCAACGAAAAACUUGCAGUAAGAAGGAGAUAUGGUGGAGACCAAAGUAGCGGACAACAGAGUAUGCAAUUAAGGCAAAGGAAACAAGCAAGCAGUUCCCAAGGGCCUUCUCAAUCCCAGGCAUCUCAAGUAGUUGAUGCUUCUCAAUCUCAACCAUCUCAAGCAGUUGAUGCUUCUGAAUCCCAACCAUCUUAA
This is a messenger RNA of Prunus armeniaca (apricot), 2397 nucleotides long. The record is from the annotation of a GenBank genome assembly. Lineage: Eukaryota; Viridiplantae; Streptophyta; Magnoliopsida; Rosales; Rosaceae.